Messenger RNA from Oreochromis aureus, 1511 nucleotides. RefSeq names its product melanocortin-2 receptor accessory protein 2A. NCBI's taxonomy places the organism in Eukaryota, Metazoa, Chordata, Actinopteri, Cichliformes, Cichlidae. The transcript is spliced from 4 exons. Gene Ontology annotation, cellular component: endoplasmic reticulum; plasma membrane. Gene Ontology annotation, biological process: protein localization to plasma membrane; regulation of adenylate cyclase-activating G protein-coupled receptor signaling pathway. The coding region runs from base 75 to 866 and encodes 263 amino acids. Gene Ontology annotation, molecular function: type 3 melanocortin receptor binding; signaling receptor regulator activity; type 5 melanocortin receptor binding. The record is from RefSeq and is a predicted model, not a curated record.
AGCAUCUUGCAGUGUAAUCUCUUUAUCUCCGGGAGUAAGUGAGCCACCAGUACAGAGGCUGUUGGGUAAGGGUGAUGCGCACUGAGAAGCCCCCCAAAAGGCUGUUGCUUCGCUUACAGGACUCACACGAGGAUGGAGAGAGUUUUUGCGUAACGGUUGAAAUGUCCGACUUCCACAACCGGAGCCAAACCAGCGCACGUCGCAGUGACUAUGUGUGGCAGUAUGAAUAUUAUGACGACGAAGAGCCCGUGUCGUUCGAGGGACUCAAAGCGCACAGAUACUCCAUCGUCAUCGGCUUUUGGGUUGGACUCGCUGUGUUCGUGAUUUUCAUGUUCUUUGUUCUCACUCUGCUCACAAAGACAGGAGCGCCACAUCAAGAUAACCCAGACUCGGCUGAAAAGCGUCAUCGACCGGGAAGCUGUCUGGUAGACAUUGAUGGUCACCAGGAUGAAAAUGACAAAGCCUUCUCACGUCCGUUGCUAGCAGGAUCCCGUUCAUAUUUUAAUUUCUACAUCAAUGAGGAAGACAAGGGUCACGGGAAGCAAAAAGCAGAAGAAAAGAGAGCUGGAAAGCACACCGGGGCCCGAGUCGAGGGAACCUUCAACCGGAACAGAGGUGUCAGCUCCUCUGGGAUGGACGAGAUGGAAGAAGACAUUGAGGAGGCUGGGGUCCACCAACAGCUUACUGGACUAAUAGAACAGAGCAAGACAGACAGAGAGUGCACCUUUCUUUCUCACUUCAACAUCCCCAACUUUGUCAACUUGGAUCACAGUUCAACUCUUGGAGAGGAUGAUCUGCUAUAUGAGCCCUCAGUCAUACUAGAGCGUCAGUCUAAAUCUCACGAUGCUCACUUUGACAUCCACUAAGGCUCGUCUUGCAGAUAAGCAUGGUUAUAGUGAUAUCAUAACACCAUCUGCUUUUUUAGAGGGUCAUUUAUGAACUAACAAUGGGAAAUAUACUCAUCACUAAGCUGCUGUGUAUGAAGUUUUGUUUUUUUUGUUUUUUUACAGCCAACAACCAAGAGGGCACAAAACCUAGCUGACAGCUCAAUAUUCAGUGCAACUCAAAGUUAUAAGAUGAUAACUCUUCCUGAAGUUGAAAUUGCCUCAGAAGAGAUACUUGUUAUUUUGAGUAUAGGCUCUGGAAAUGGACGCAGCUGUGCUGUACCUGGAUGAGAUGACAUUUUCACACAGGAACAGAAAAAAACGAAAGAGUGCCAGGUUCACAAGGGAGAUUUUUUUAGUAGUUCUGUAGAAUUCAUUAUGCUGUUAUUGCUGUCUCGUUUUCCUUGUAGAAUUUUGAAUGCUGGGCGUUAUCUUUUAAAAACGAAAUAAAUGCCAGCUUGUCUACCAACAAAUUUAAAAACUGUGAAUUAAUCAAUUUUUGUCCUAAGAUUAAGUGUUUAGAAAAGGUGAAGUGUAAUUGUGUGUAGCAAACGGUGUAAUUAGUAGUACGAAAUCAAAUAUAUCAGAAUAGGGACUCGCAGGAGAAAAUACGCAGCGCUUUUGUAG